AGGCCCAUUCCUGGUGGCCAUGGGAAAGUCCUGGCACCCCGAGGAGUUUAACUGCGCCCACUGCCGGACAUCCCUGGCAGACAUUGGCUUCGUGGAGGAGCAGGGCUCCGUCUACUGUGAACACUGCUACGAGGACUUCUUUGCACCUACCUGUAGCCGCUGCCAGCUGAAGAUCCUGGGGGAAGUGAUCAACGCCCUGAAGCAGACCUGGCACAUCCAUUGUUUCCUGUGUGCAUCGUGCCAGCAGCCUAUUAGGAACAACACCUUUCACCUGGAGGAUGGAGAGCCCUACUGUGAAAGAGACUAUUACUCCCUGUUUGGUACCGGUUGCCAUGGUUGUGAGUUCCCCAUAGAGGCAGGGGACAAGUUCUUGGAGGCUCUGGGAUUCACCUGGCAUGACACCUGUUUUGUGUGUGCGAUCUGCUGCACCACUCUGGAGGGUCAAGCCUUCUUCUCCAAAAUGGACAAGCCUCUGUGCAGGAAACAUGCACAUAGUGUGGUGAAAAUCUGAACAAGGACAGGAGCAGAUGGCUAGAGGAGAGCUGGAGGAGAGCUGGAGGAGAGCUGGAGAAAGAGGGCUGGGCUAGACGGAGAACUUAUGUUAUGACUGUUGAAUGGUAUUUGGAGUAUCCCCAGAACUAAAGACCUCAG
Molecule: messenger RNA, 651 nt
Organism: Coregonus clupeaformis (lake whitefish)
Lineage: Eukaryota; Metazoa; Chordata; Actinopteri; Salmoniformes; Salmonidae
Product: PDZ and LIM domain protein 5-like
Exons: 4
Biological process (GO): actin cytoskeleton organization; muscle structure development; heart development
Cellular component (GO): stress fiber; filamentous actin; Z disc
Molecular function (GO): actin binding; muscle alpha-actinin binding
Source: RefSeq, a predicted model, not a curated record